Pelodiscus sinensis (Chinese soft-shelled turtle) is the source of this 3468-nucleotide messenger RNA. Lineage: Eukaryota; Metazoa; Chordata; Testudines; Trionychidae. The record is from RefSeq and is a predicted model, not a curated record.
ACAGGAAAACAGUGAAGCUUUGGCAGGAAACUUGCAAACAAGCUCAAAUGAUGAAGGAAUAAAGAAUUCCCCUGAGCUGAAACAGCUUUCUCUUCCUUUAUCUCAGAAUUCAUCAGGAAAGUUUGUGCCAGUCUUUGCAAAACCAAAGAAAGGUUUGACUGAAACACCUCAGAGAAAAAAUGGAGAAGCAGCAGAGUUUCAAACAGAACAGACACUAAUGAUGCACAAACUUCAAGAAACAUUAGAAUCUAAUCUCCGAUGCACAGACAACAGUCUAGCAUGUGAGCCCUCAGAAGUAGAUAUGCAAGAAGCAAAGUCCCCACCAGGGUCAUCUCAGUUGAUGGGGACCAAAGUGCAAGAAGCUGAAGAUACGGUAAUUCCUCACUGUCAGAAAUGUACCAGCGAAGGGCUGGAUGUUAAAACUCAAAACCAGCACAAGAUUAACAACAUAAGCAAUGAGGCUGCUAUGGUAGGGGUUUCUCACCAAGGAACAGCAUCUAAUUUAAAAGAAGACAGCUGCGACCAAAAUACCUAUGUGGAACUUGUUCCCUUAUUUCCAGAUACACUAUGUCAGAAGGAUGCAGGCAGUCAUGAAAACAGGAACCUGUCUCUCGGGUCACUUGAAUGCCCCAUUCAAAAGGAUGAGAGCUGUAGUAUAUUAGCAGAACACAGAAUUUUUGAGGGAGGUAAAGAUAGACAAAAUGAAGAUGUGAAUAGUUCCCUUCAGAAUGUGGACCAAAAGAAACUCACAGAGGAGGAUGAAACUGCCAUAAAAUUAAGCAAUGUUAAAGAAGAAAAAGGGACUAAAAGUAUGCAUGGAGAAGGCGUAGCUCUGGUGGAUACAAGCAUCAAAAGCAAAAUGGAGAGCAGAAUAAUUAAACCUCAAUUUUUAGUAAAUUUAAACAUCACUACAGAUGAAGAACAGAACAACAACACAUGCACAAGUGGCAGAGCAGAAGAGCAAAGUAGCAGUGACAAAGGAGCAGAGCAGAGGAAUCCAUUUAAAGAUGCCAAAGCUGCAGAACAAAACAGCCCUCAUGGCAGUGGCAAAAUUGCAGAACACAGCGACCUGUGCAGUGUUGAUAAAAUUGUGGGUGAAAGCCACUCAAAAAGCAGUGGCAAAGCCACACUGCAAAGCAGCCCAUGCACAGGUGAUGAAGUGGUAGUAGAGCAAGGAGGCAGUUGCAAAGUCACAGAGCAAAGCAGCCCAAACAGCAGUGGCACAUUCUUGGAGCAAAAGAGUGAAAACGGUGAUGGAAAAGUUGUAAAGCAAAGGAGCCCGCACAGCAGUGGCAAUGUCUCAGAGAAAACUGGUAAUGACAGAGACAGAGAGAUUUCUGGGAAGGAUUUUCCUAGUAGUAGUCAAUCCAUUAUUGUUGAUCUGAAGAUGGAUGUAGAAGUUACUGAAUCAAAAAGUGUACAAACUACUGAAACAAUAAGUCUUUUCUGCCUACAAACUGAAAGAUGUGGUCCCUUGGAGUGCAGCAGCGCCUCCCAGCAACCUGCUUUUUACACUGGAGAGCCUGAUGCAGGCAAAGAAGAGGCAGAAAAGGAGAGAGAGAGAUCUGUAGGCACUAGAGCAGAAUCUAGCCCAGUUGCUUUGGACUCCUUGAUUGAUAGUUGCUUUAUACAUGAGAACAAUCAAGAAGAUCACAUCCCUUUGGAGUGGUGGAAAGCAAAUGGAAGUGAGGGGUUGAGGCCUGAUAGGAAACAGUCACCAGUUAGUAUCUGUGACUCAGGACCUAAUAUAUUAGAAGUUAAACAGUCAAAUACAGACAGUGUCCCACAGGCAGCAACUCAAAUUCCAGAGACAGGAAUAAAGAGUUCUCCCCUUUCACUUGGCCUCUUGUGGAAUGUAAAAAACAAUGAAGAAACAGUCAUUUGUGAGAAACAUAAAAUGGAUCCUGUUCCCAUGGAAAAUUGUCUUUCCCCUUUAGAUUUAAACAUCACUACAGAUGAAGAACAGAACAUGUGCACAAGUAGAUGUGUUGAUGUUCUUGAGCAAUUGAAAAGAGAAAAAGUAAUCAGUCAUAAAAGAGGAACUGAUGCUAAUUCAGGUGGCUGGCCAUCUCUUUCUGCAGCAGAUAUCAGUUUGCCUACUGGUGCACUGAGCGAUCCUCUCCCAGUGGACCAAACCUGCUCAUCUUGGGAAGAUGCACUUUCUCUGGAUCUAGAAUUGUUGCCUGACAGCCAGUUUCAGAGUGUCCUUGAAGAUAACAGAGUGGAACUUUCACAGCAACAGCCAUUUUCUGUGGGUAGUAAUUGCAGUCCUUCCAUCCCUGAAAGAGAGCAUCGUGAUCCACAGAUGCCAGUCCCAGUCAUUAAUAUAUCGUACCCCAACAAGCUGCAAACCAGGGUUGAGAUGAUGGAGGAGAGUUGUGAUUCCACCAAAGAACAAGAUGCAACAGAUGUUGUUUGUGGUCUGAUUAUUGAGCUCUCUAAUCUCAAUCGACUGAUAAUGAACACCCACAGGGAUCUGGAGUCUUUUAAGAGGCUGAAGUACAGAAAAAGCAGACAGUCGGGAAAGUUUUUUGCUCAUGCCCUGAAGGGAGCAACAAAUACUGUGUACACAGUAAAAAAAUGGAAGGAGGUCUAGGACUGUGCAUCAAAUCAGAGCCAAAUAAUAGCAUUGCUAGAUUUAAUGGUUUCAAUGGCCAAAGGCUUUGUUCUGUUCUGGUUUUGCUUUUAAUCUCUUACAUUUGGUAUUUUAGAACUUGUUCUCAUUUACACUAAGGCCCCUUUAUAUCACUGUAGCCAUGUUAAGGCUCCUUUUCACUGUGAGACUGGAGCAACGAGGCUGUACCAUAAAUGAGCAUAAGGCUCAGUGUCUUGAACCAAAUUCUAGCUUAUUACUUGCUGAUUGCAGUCAAGGAAUAAUAUACACUCAUCUGCCUCCCCAUAAGGCACAUAUGCAGACCUCAAAAAACAGUUGUUGUGUGCUUAAAUUCUGGUUGUGAACUCUUGGUCUUUCCUUUCUGGCCUUGUCCAGAUUAGAAUUGAAAGGUGAAACAGUAAGCCAUUCUAACUGCCAUGUUUGAAAAGUCUAGUGGAGACCAGGCAGCAUGUACAUGCUAAACUAUGCAACGGAAACCCUAGUAUCUCUACUGAGACUUCACCUCAAUCAAUGUAGCAUAUGUUUAAGGUGCCAGACUUUUCAAAAUACCUUUCAUCCUUAUCUAGGCAAAGCCUCCACAGUUCCACUAUGGAGUCCUUGCAGAGCAGGCUUUCUUCUUGUUUUCAGGGGAAACAAGAAUUGAGGUGCUAUUUUUUAGUCCUAUGACUCUACAACAGCCUGGAUUUAUGCUGUAUUUUUCUGGUAUAAAUUAUGCAUAACUUUGGCCCUUCAAAUUAAAAGUAAAACUGUUUGCCAGCUGUUUUAAAUCUAUAAGAGGGAUGACAAACCUGAAUGGUGAUAUAUAUUUCUCUUCAUUCUGUACUAUAAAAUAAACCCAAUACUAGUUGAACACA